Paramecium sonneborni is the source of this 456-nucleotide messenger RNA. The record is from the annotation of a GenBank genome assembly. Lineage: Eukaryota; Ciliophora; Oligohymenophorea; Peniculida; Parameciidae.
AUGGACUCAAACUUUUCUGAUGAUGAAUAAUUCAAUAACAACACUUGGGAUGAAUACUCUGAUUUAAUAGUUUGUCCAUCACCUCUUUUACUUGGUCAUCCUAAAAUUAAAAAGUUUAAUGACUAAGAUGAACUUUCAAUCAUUCAUCUCUAAUAUCACACUGACACAAUAGAUGAUGGUUACAAUCCUCUAAACUAAUAGUAAAUUUCUAUUAAAAAGAAACUUCAUAAAAAUCAUAAGAAAACUUCUCUUAAAAAAAAUAAAAGUCCCUCUAACCUAAAUUCAGUACUUAAUGACUUUGUUUCCUAUGUAAAUCUUCCAUAAGAUGGUACUACUCAAUAGAUACACUAUUGUUAAUAAAUGAGACAACUCAUUGACAAUCUAGAAGGAAUUCUAUAAACCAUCAAAUCACAAAUUUUAAAUUAGUACCAAAAGUAAAAAAAUUAGAAAAAUUGA